Paramecium pentaurelia is the source of this 650-nucleotide messenger RNA. Lineage: Eukaryota; Ciliophora; Oligohymenophorea; Peniculida; Parameciidae. The record is from the annotation of a GenBank genome assembly.
AUGUCAAUCUAGAUAAACUUCAAAGUUAGAUGUGAAACCUAGCUUCAUCAACAAUUAUAUAUUGUUGGUGAUAUCAAACUUUUAGGGGAAUGGAAUCCAUUCAAAGGUCUAAAGUUAAAUACGUAUUAAGAAAUCUACCCUUGUUGGACAGGAACAAUAAUUGGAGAUUUUGAACCAAGUAUUUUGUUUUAUAAUAGUAAGAUUGUCUUAUUUUGUUCAAAGCUGUAAUUAUUGGGUUAGAAAAUAUUAUUUGGGAAUAAAACGAAAAUAGGGCACUUUAAAUAAAAUACUAAUCUUAGAGUGUGAUAUUUACAUUUGAUUCUCAUGAUGCAUAAUUAUUGAAAAUAAAAUCCUUUUUCGAUAAUCAUCAAGAAUUUGCAGAAGAAACUGCUAAUUUUUGUAAUAAAUAAAAUUAUUAACAAUAGUUGGUGCCAGAAGAAGAUAUUUAAAGAAGGUUUUUAGUCCAUUAGAUUUUGAAUAUGCUAGUUCUGUAAAAUAAGAAAAUACUUAAAUUUUAGGAUUCAGAUUCUGAGCAUAGCAAUAUUUCUUCUUUAUUUAAUUCAAGUGUAAACUCAAAAAACUCUAGUUAUCGUCACUUAGAUAAUCCUUAAUAAUCAGAAUUAAAUUUCUUAUUUAAUUAUCAAAAUUGA